GACGAAGCUGCUCCAAGCGGUCGCUUCAUUCACAAAACGCAGUUGGCGCGCGGCAGGCAAACAAAGUGGACGUGGAAAGUGAGAGCCACCCGAGCUGGAAACUGGAACCUAAGGCGGCAUGGUGAAGGUGGACGCCUGGCACCUGGCCAUAACAAUUGCAAAUUAGCUCCAAGUGAAAGUUGACGUCAACUCAAGUGGCAGCCGCGCCGGUUCGUGACUGUAGCCGGUUUUUGUUUUCGAUUGGGAUUCGAGCCCGCAACCCGCCCAACGCCUUUGUUGACAAAGUUAUUGCCUGGCUAUUGCCUAAUGGCAAAGUAAUUGAUUUGCAUUCGAUGAGGAUGUGCGGCAAUUGAUUCUCUGCUGAAACAUUCGCACAGCAGUCGGCUUUUGGCCAUCAAACGGAAUACCACACACACUCCUGGCCAUGUCGUUGUCCGUGGCAAGCCGCCGUCGCUACCAGACGACAACAACGUCGACGUCGACGUCGACGUCGACUGCGUCGCUGGCUGUGCGCAAGCAGCACUCGCUCAUGGAACCGGCCAGCCACGUCCAUGGCGUCAGCAGAUAUUCAGCCCAGCAGCGCGGCUAUUUAACGCGUGGCCUCUCCGUCGGCCGCUCCAUUGAGAACAUUCGCCAGAAGCUGUACGCGCCCAGCCCGGCGGGCCGCCUGAGCCGCCAGACAUCGCUGGCCCUUGACGAAUCCGCGGCCAGAAUGGCGGGCCGGCUGACGCCCUCGCAGCCAGAACUUGGCAUUCGAUUGAGGGACAAGAGCCUGGUGGCCUGGUCAUCAACAUCCACUCUGCAGAAGACGCCGCUGGCCGCUGGCGGUGGCCAGAAGCAGCGGCUGCCGCAGGAGCAGCAAGAAGCCCAAACAGAUACAGAAAACGCCAAGGCGGACAAGAAUCGCAUCAAUCUCAAUAUUGUGCUGGCCCAGACGAUACGCGCCACCAACGAGCAGGAGCCCAGCCACAGCGACAUUGACAGCGCCACGGAGUGCAGCGAGUUGGCCAAGGAGCAGAGCACCGCAGCCAAGCCGACCAUCACUGAGGCGAACGUCUCGGCCGCUUUGACCGUUCAGCGGCGUCCGCCCUUGGUGCGCGCCAUGUCCGCGCCGGUGCGCAUGGACGAGAGCAGCAAGAGCGCCCUUGCCACCGCCGCCAGCAAGCGCAGCCAGCAGAAGCUGCGUAGGCGCAAGAUCUUCACGCGUGCCACCUCCUCGGUGGCGGUGCCGUCCGAUAACAGCCCCAUGCUGAGCACCGAUGCCGGCGGCUCCAGCAAGAAGGCUCUCAGUCGCACGCGCAGUGUCAUUGCGCCGGACGUUAUCACCCUGGUGUCGCUUCUCAGCUCCGAGGGCAGUGACUCGGAGCGUGAGGAGAACUCCCCGGCCUCCAGUGAGAAACAGCCGCCGGCGGCAUUGCAGCGCAGUCCGCAGCGACGGGCGCCUCUGCUGCGCAAAACGGGCAAAUCGGUCUCGUUUCAAGACAGCUAUCCGCCCACCUUUCAACUGGCCUCCAAGGAAUACUCGCAUAUGAUCAGGCGCGGAUCGAUUGCCCCGCUGGCUGCGCGCAUUCGCGCCAAUCGACCUCCGACGGCGCCGCCCGUCUCCAUUUUUCUCAGCGAGCCUGGCAGCGAGUCGCGUCAGCGACAGCAGCAGCAGCAGCAGCUCUCUGACUCAUCCAGUUCACCUUCUGAGGAGGACAAGAAGGAGAACAACGCGGCCAACUGCAACGUGCAGCAGCAGCAGCAGCAGCAGCAGGAGUACAAUUUUCCGCUGUACGUGUGCAGCAUCAAGGAACGCGAGUGCUGGAAGCUGCACCAGAAGAUGUGCGCCAAGGGUGUUAGUGUCAGCUAUGAUACCGUGCUGCGGGGCAUGUUGACGCCCACGGAAUUCCGCCAGUUCCAAAAGCAGCGCGAGCACGAGCAGGCCAAGGCCCAGGAGGCCGCCGAUGCGCAGGCCGAGGCUGACGCUGCCGUAGCCGGCGACAAGGAAACCAAGAAGACGCCAACAACGGCCAUCGAACGCCUGUCCGAGUCCCUGCUGCAGAGAGAGUGAGCACGGCAGAGCGCACACGGCCGAGGACCAAGUUAUGCAUUUGCCCCAAACAAAAACCCAUUCAAGCCCCUUUCCCGGGCAGAUCUUCAUACGUAGAAGUAGCGUGCACUCGUUAAACAGCUACGCACCCAGCUGAGUCACAAUCCGAGGAUGCAUCCUGUUGUAGUUGUAGUUGAACUAGAGUCGCCAGUUCAUGCUUGAAGACGCUGUGCAGGCCAAUCGCAACUGAAAUUAGCUGAGAACAAUAAAUUGUAGACACCAAACACAA
Molecule: messenger RNA, 2321 nt
Organism: Drosophila virilis
Lineage: Eukaryota; Metazoa; Arthropoda; Insecta; Diptera; Drosophilidae
Product: nucleolar and coiled-body phosphoprotein 1
Source: RefSeq, a predicted model, not a curated record